CUGAGACAGGUGAUUGUCUUUAGGUGGAGCUGUGCUUCUCGCCCUGCCGGGUGGUCACACUGGAGGUGAGUCUGUGUGAUAGUAAUCACUGUGAGCCUCCCACGUCACUGUGGGCGAUCCACAGCCGAGUUCAAAGGACACAAGCCCUGCCCUUGAGUUAGCCAGCGAGAGCCGAGCGGCGUUCUUUAUCAGGUGGAGAUUCUGCUGAGAGUCGGCCACUGCAGCCUCGCUCAGCCUGGGAAACACUUUCUUCUGCUGGAGCUCGUCCACCAACCAGAGCCAAGAUGCCCAAAACAGUCAACGUGCGCGUCACCACAAUGGACGCAGAGCUGGAGUUUUCCUUCCACCCCAACACCACAGGGAAGCAGCUCUUUGACCAGGUUGCCAGGACCAUCGGACUGCGUGAGGUUUGGUACUUCGGGCUGCAGUUUGUCGACUCCAAAGGAUUCCUCACCUGGCUGAACUUUGAGAAGAAGGUGAUGGCCCAGGAAGUGAGGAAGGAGACUCCCCUGCAGUUCAAGCUGAAGGCCAAGUUUUACCCAGAGGACGUGGCCGAAGAGCUGAUCCAGGACGUCACCCGGAAGCUCUUCUUCCUGCAGGUGAAGGAGGACAUUCUGGGAGAGGAAAUCUACUGCCCUCCAGAGUCCGCCGUGCUGCUGGCCUCUUACGCCGUGCAGGCCAAGUACGGAGAGAAGGACAAGUCAACACACCACCCAGGUUACCUUUCCUCCGAGCGCCUGCUGCCCAGGAGAGUGCUGGAGCAACACAAGCUGUCCAAGGAGCAGUGGGAGGAGAGGAUCCAGAUUUGGCACGAGGAGCACAGAUCGAUGCUGAAGGAAGACGCCAUGAUUGAGUAUCUGAAGAUCGCUCAGGAUCUGGAAAUGUACGGCGUCAACUACUUUGAGAUCAAGAACAAGAAGGGCUCAGACCUGUGGCUGGGAGUCGACGCUCUGGGACUGAACAUCUAUGAGAAGGAGGACAGACUGACUCCAAAGAUCGGAUUCCCCUGGAGUGAAAUUAGAAACAUUUCUUUCAGCGAUAAGAAAUUCAUCAUCAAGCCCAUAGACAAGAAAUCUCCUGAUUUCAUAUUCUACGCUCCACGACUGCGAGUCAACAAGCGCAUCCUGCAGUUGUGCAUGGGCAACCACGAGCUGUACAUGCGCCGCCGCAAGACCGACACCAUCGAGGUUCAGCAGAUGAAGGCUCAGGCCAAAGAGGAGAGGCUGCAGAAAAAGUUGGAGAGAGAUCAGCUGGAGAGUGAGAAGAAGAGGAGGGAGGCCAUUGAGAUAGAGAAGGAGCAGAUGGAGAGAGAAAAGCAGGAGCUGAUGAUGAAGCUCUACCAGUACGAAGAGACAACCAAGAGGGCAGAGAGAGAGCUUCAGGAGCAGCUGGACAGGGCCAUGAGGCUGGAGGAGGAGAGGAGGAGGGUGGAGCAGGAGGCGGCCCGGCUGGAGGCUGAGAGGAUGGAGGCCAUUAUAGCCAAGGAGGAGCUGGCCAGGCAAGCUGAGGACCAGAUGAAGAGCCAGGAGCAGCUGGCCGCAGAGCUGGCUGAGUACAGCGCCAAGAUCGCUGUGCUGGAAGAGAUCAAGAAAGAGAAGGAGGAAGAGGCUGAGUCAUGGCACAGCAAGGCUAAAGAAGUGGAGGAGAGUCUGAUUAAAACCAAGGAGGAGCUGCACAGCGUGAUGAGCUCUAACUCAGCUCCCGUCCAGGCUCCUGCUUCCUCCUCUUCCUCCUCCUCCUCCUCAGACAGCGAGAGUGACCACGAGCACAGCGAGGAGAACAGCACCUACAGUGCUGAGCUGCAGUCUCAGGACAUCAACGACCAUCGUCAGGAGGAGGAGCGACUCACCGAGGCCGAGAAGAACGAGCGCCUGCAGAAACAGCUGAUGGAGCUGAGGUCAGAGCUGGCAGAAGCCCGUGACGACAACAAGAAGACCCACAACGAUAGGCUCCACCAAGAGAACAUCGGAGCCGGCCGCGACAAGUACAAGACCCUGCGUCAGAUCCGUCAGGGCAACACCAAGCAGAGGAUUGAUGAGUUUGAGGCCUUGUAGGAAACCUCAGAGACCUGCAGAUCUCUCUCAGAUACCUCAUGAAGGCCUCGUUCAUUGAUGUUUUUAACUGACGUGUGAUGUAAUUAAAGCCACACCUGAUUUUAAAAGACCCAGAAAAGCAUGAUGCUGAUGUGUGUAAAAGUACCUCCAUGAAGUUUUGUUUUAUCAGUUUAACUUUUGCUUUAAAAAGCGCUGUUUCGUGUUGUUUUCUUUGUAGCACUCAAACAUCUCCAACAUGCUGUUUAGUCCCAUUAAAAGUAUGAAAUAUAGCAGGAAGCUGCCGUGUUCCUGAGACACUGUGUGAACAAAUUAACCAUCAUGACGAUCAAAAACAUUAUUGUUAUGUGCAGUUUUGUUUUUACACCAAACUGAAGUGAUUAAAUUUGGAUUUAUCUAAUGAA
Epinephelus moara (kelp grouper) is the source of this 2455-nucleotide messenger RNA. RefSeq names its product ezrin a (gene ezra). Gene Ontology annotation, biological process: positive regulation of protein localization to early endosome; regulation of cell shape; regulation of organelle assembly. Gene Ontology annotation, cellular component: adherens junction; apical part of cell; cytoskeleton. Gene Ontology annotation, molecular function: actin binding; cell adhesion molecule binding. The coding region runs from base 285 to 2054 and encodes 589 amino acids. Lineage: Eukaryota; Metazoa; Chordata; Actinopteri; Perciformes; Serranidae. The record is from RefSeq and is a predicted model, not a curated record. The transcript has 13 exons.